Messenger RNA from Mesorhabditis belari, 642 nucleotides. The record is from the annotation of a GenBank genome assembly. Lineage: Eukaryota; Metazoa; Nematoda; Chromadorea; Rhabditida; Rhabditidae.
AUGUCCCGAGUCGAAAUUAUAUUAACCGAAGAGUUGACGGGUCAAUCCCGAGGAAAUGAACGAGAAUUUCGCAGAAGCAGUAUUAAAUCCCUUGAUCACUUUAUCCGGUAUUCAUCCACCACAAACGCCAGACGAAUUUCGAAUGAGGAGAUUUUACAUCGAUUACCGCCAACACCAGACAAUGUUGGCCGGAUCAUGCAUUCUGAUGCGACAACGUUUUGGUCACAAAUGCAACAAGUGGGCCUGCUCGAUGACAUUGUUGACACGAUGUUGGCCGAGGUGGACACAGUGAGGAAUGAGACGCGAGUCCACAAUAUUACUCCAAGAGUUUGUGGCACUCUGUCAAGGCUGUGUUCUGCUCUCGAUCUAACAGCAAAUGUGGCAGCAAGACUCCGAUCGAGACAUACACCGAUAAAUGCUAAUGUAUUACCGCCACCAGAAAUCACGCAUAUUGGUGAGCGGAAACGAAGUCUUGAUGAAGGGCUCAUGGUGAGGCCGUUGGCUAAUCAAAUGAUACCUGAACUGAAACGACCAAGAACACACUAUCCACCCGUCAUUCAAUCACCAUUGAUUGAGGCUUUGCUGAAGGUUCAAACCACCUAUCAACUCCACCAAACCCCCUUCGCCAAUAUGGACCUUUGC